AUGCCACAGAACGAGCAUAUUGAGUUGCAUAGAAAACGACAUGGACGUCGUUUGGAUUAUGAAGAACGCCUGCGAAAGAAGCAGGCGAGAGCUGCUCAUGAUCGUUCUCAGAUGGCAAAGAAGCUUCGUGGACACAAAGCGAAGCUUUAUCAUAAGCAAAGGUAUUCCGAGAAGGUUGAAAUGCGCAAAUUGCUCAAGCAGCAUGAAGAAAAGGAGCAGAAAAAUACCGUUGAAACGCCAGAUCAGGGAGCCGUUCCCGCGUAUCUCUUGGACAGACAGCAACAGACUUCUGGAACAGUUCUUUCGAACAUGAUUAAACAGAAGAGAAAACAAAAAGCGAGUAAAUUCAACGUUCCAAUUCCACAAGUUCGCGCUGUCAGUGAUGCAGAAGCAUUCAAAGUUGUCAAAACAGGAAAAACUAACAGAAAAGGAUGGAAAAGAAUGGUCACAAAGGUUACCUUCGUUGGGGAAUCAUUUACAAGAAAGCCGGCCAAGUUUGAGCGAUUUAUUCGACCGAUGGGUCUUCGUUUUAAAAAGGCACAUGUCACACAUCCAGAACUUCAAACAACAUUCCAUUUGCCAAUUGUUGGUGUGAAAAAGAAUCCAUCAAGUCAAAUGUACACGUCGCUUGGCGUUAUUACGAAAGGAACCAUCAUCGAAGUGAACGUAUCCGAAUUGGGAAUGGUGACGCAAGGCGGAAAGGUUGUUUGGGGAAAGUUUGCGCAGGUGACGAACAACCCGGAGAACGACGGCUGCAUCAAUGCGGUCCUUCUCAUUUAA
Molecule: messenger RNA, 780 nt
Organism: Caenorhabditis bovis
Lineage: Eukaryota; Metazoa; Nematoda; Chromadorea; Rhabditida; Rhabditidae
Source: the annotation of a GenBank genome assembly